GCAAAGCAACUAAAAUUAAAUAUAUAUUAAGAAUUAAAAAAAAAACCCAAAGAGACCAGCAACGCACGAGAGGUUCCGAAGGAGCUCCAGAGAAAACACACCCCUCACCAUCAUCAGCACCCCCACCCCCACCAUGGUCCAGCAAGCGGAAAGUCCCGAAGCGGAGAGCAACCUGCCCCGAGAAGCGAUGGACACCGAAGAAGGGGAGUUCAUGGCUUGCAGCCCGGUGGCGCUGGAUGAGAGCGACCCGGACUGGUGCAAGACGGCUUCGGGCCACAUCAAGCGGCCGAUGAACGCCUUCAUGGUGUGGUCCAAGAUCGAGCGGAGAAAGAUCAUGGAGCAAUCGCCGGAUAUGCACAAUGCGGAGAUCUCCAAGCGCCUGGGCAAGCGGUGGAAAAUGCUCAAGGACAGCGAGAAGAUCCCUUUCAUCCGGGAGGCGGAGAGGUUGCGCCUCAAACACAUGGCCGAUUACCCCGACUACAAAUACAGGCCGAGGAAAAAGCCCAAAAUAGACCCCUCGGCCAAGCCCAGCGCCAACCACAGCCCGGAGAAAAACACAGCCACCGGCGGCGGCGGCAGCAGCAGCAACGGCAAGAGCGCUAAAAGCUCCAGUAAAAAAUGUAGCAAAGGGAAAUCGUCGUCGUCGUCCUCCUCCUCCUCGCCGCCGCCGCCGCCUCCUCCUCCUCCUCCCCCCAAAGCGGGGGCGAAGCUGGCGGCCCAGGCGGGCGACUACGGGGGAGAGGAUUACCCGCCGUUCGGGGCGCUGAAAGUGAGCAGCAGCAAGACGCUCAAGUGCGUCUUCCUGGACGACGACGAGGAGGAGGAGGAUGACGACGACGACGACCUGCUGCUGAGGAUUAAGCAGGAGGAGGAGGACGAGGACGACGAGGAGGAGGAGGACGAGGAGCAGCAGCACCACCGCCAGCAGCACCAGCACCAGCUGAGGCGGUACAGCGUGGCCAAAGUGCCGGCCAGCCCCACCUUGAGCUCCUCGGCCGAGUCGCCCGAAGGGGCCAGCCUUUACGACGAGGUGAGGGGCGGCGCGGGCGGCGCCCCCGCCGGCGGCAGGCUCUACUGCGGCUUCAAGAGCAUGCCCAGGAGCGGGCAGCAGCAGCAGCCGCCUCCGCCGCCGCCGCCGGCCAGCCUGUCCCCGGCUUCCUCCCGGUCCAUCUCCACCUCCUCGUCCUCCAGCAGCGGCGGCGGCGAAGAGGCGGACGACCUGAUGUUCGACCUGAGCCUCAAUUUCUCGCAGCCCGGCCACGGCGCCUCGGAGCUGGGCGUGGUGGGCUCGGCUUCGGGCAACCUGUCCCUCUCGCUCGUGGACAAGGAUCUGGAUUCCUACAGCGAGGGCAGCUUGGGCUCCCACUUCGAAUUCCCCGAUUACUGCACCCCGGAGCUGAGCGAGAUGAUCGCGGGCGACUGGCUGGAGGCGAACUUUUCCGACUUGGUCUUCACUUACUGACCGGCGGCCCGAGGCCGGGCGGGCGGCAGGCGAAGCGACGGGCGGGCGGGCGAACCGGCGGGGACGGAGGAGGAGGAGGAAGAGCAGGAAGAGCGAGCAACCCUGACAUCGCAGGGACUGGAGGAAAGCGCGAACAGGAAAAGAAGAAGAAAAAAAGAGGAAAAAAAUGAAAAAAAAUCGGUAAAGGAAUGAUGAUGCUAGUGCUUAAAAGUGGUGGAGUUUUGAAGUGAAGUAUCGAGCAAAAUGUGUUUGGGUUUCUCUUUUCUUUCUUUCUGUCUUUCUUUUUUUUUUUCUUUAUACAGUCUUGAAGUUAGUUCCGAACCAAGUCCGGAGUUGUGAUUUUUUUUCCUUUCUGAUUUUUUUUUUUAAUUGGCAAUCACAACAGCAGCAGUAACGAGAAAAGGCUCAUGGGACUGGGGGUUCAAAAAGAUACAGAAGGCGCUGUUUGAAGCUUGUCGGUCUUGUGAUUGAAGUCUGGAAAAUGGUCUGCGGAAAAAAAAGAGGAGAAGUCGUCUUUGGGCAGUACAACUGUUACUCAAGGGGGGUUUAUGGAUUUUUCUGUUCUUUAAUUUUUCCUACAAAGGUUUUAAAGGACCGUUUUGCGUUUUUGUAUUUUUUUUAUUUUUAUUUUGUAAAAGGGACCAUUUCAACUGCGUCUGUUUGUUUUGAGGGAGAAAACUGAUGUCCUUCUAUGCAUCCAAUUCUUAACAAAGCUGCAGGGAGCUUGAAAAAAAAUAAUGCAGACUGUGCAAACGCUUACAAAAAACAAAAACUGUGAACUGACAAGAUCAGAGUUUACUUUUCAGAUCAAAUUGUUUAUGGUUUUACAAAUGUGAUUUCUACUUGCCAACUUUUUUUUGUAACUUGUUCCCUUAUACCUCCUUGAUUGAAUACCAGACAGCCUAGACCUCAGUACACAAAGGUAUUGAAACAUUUUUGAUACAUAACAGACCUCAGUCUUUUUUAAAAAUUAAUAUAUUUUCAGGCGUAUUUUUGUACAGUGAAAGGGAACAUACUUGCUGUGUUUUUUCAGUAAGACUUUUCAGGCACUUCUUCCCUUUUAUUUUAUUUUUUUAAUUUUUUUCCUCUGUUUUUAGCAUGCAAGUUAUAUGGGUACGUUUAUGUCCUGGUUUUAAAAGGAUUUUUAAAAAAAACAAAUCCUUGCAUCUAAAGGCCUUGUGGUUUUAAAAGAAAAAAAAGAAACAAAACACUUUUUUUGUACAGCUAUAGUUCAGAUUUGUUCAAUAUUUGUAGGUAAAGAUUUAUUGAAAAUGGUGAUAUAGACCUCAGAGCUGUUAUCUUAGUUUAAAAGAUUGUAUAUGUACUGUACUAUAGUAGGAAUUUAUGUAUCUCAUACGCUGUGAUAUGUUGAUGGGGGCCCAGAUGGAAGGUAUGAAACUGGAUUCUCUACUCUUUUUUUUAAACAAAAAAAAAGUGGAAUGGGGAAAAAGAAAGGCACAUAGGAAAAGAAAAGUUUCUCAUUUUGUGCAAUAUAAUUCUUAAAAGUACAGACCAUCUGCAUAUUUUGUAGCAAACGAUGGCAAAAAAAGCAGACUUGUGCACUGUCGAACAUCAUUGCCUGUUUUUUUUUUAAUGCUGAAAGUCUGUAUCUUGACAAUUUUAAUAAAUCAGCUGGAACUGAUAGAAACUCGAUUCGCUAUUAGUGUCUAUAGGAGUAAUGCUGGUGGACCUGGCGUGGAUCCCAGCGCCCCUCACCCACCAUGGAGGAGCCUUAGCUGAGAGACUUUACGGAGGAGCGCAGGGCAGAGAGGAGAAGAGGAGGAGGAGGCAGGCGGGCGGGUAGCAGAAGAGACUUCAUAAUAAAGGGCUGAUUCGCUUUUUUUAAUGCCUUUCUCUUGUCUUUCCCUCAGCUUCUGAGGUGCUCUCUUCAACCCCACCCCCAACCCUG
This is a messenger RNA of Pogona vitticeps (central bearded dragon), 3371 nucleotides long. NCBI's taxonomy places the organism in Eukaryota, Metazoa, Chordata, Lepidosauria, Squamata, Agamidae. The record is from RefSeq and is a predicted model, not a curated record.